UGACAUCUUGUCAUGGUGACCGCAUGUCACUGGCUCGGAGCUCAUGGCUUUGUUUAUGUUAUACUGAUUCUUGCCACCUGGAGUCUAGGCAGCCUGGGUGCCCAGAGGGAGCUUCACCUGGCAGUCAAUGCCACCCUUUCUAAAAGCAGAGUCAGCCAGCCACUGGGACGCUGCUUGGUGACUUCGCUGGCCGUCACUGUCACGCCCUGAGCAGAGAUGCCCCAGCACUCGAUGGGGGACAAGCACUUCAUCUCGAUGCCCAAGCUGGGCUUCCCCAGCCCACCCUUGGCCACUGACAGUGGGUGUGGUUGCACCCCCCCGAGCCGGCAGGCAUCCAUGUGCCCAGCUGCCCACAGCUCUCUGGACUCCUGCAGCCAGCCACUGUACCAGCCAGAGGCCGGGAAGCAUGGCCCCCGGUUGGCCCACGAGGUGCGCUAUGUGGCGGCCCGGCCUCAGAGUGUGGAGUGUGGUUGGCAGGGCUUUGCCCCUGCGUGCCUGCAGGCCUUCAACACACCCAGGGGCUUCCUGCUCUUCCUGAGCGCGGCCGCCUUCCUGCAGGGCAUGACGGUGAACGGCUUCAUCAACACCGUCAUCACCUCCAUCGAGCGCCGGUUCGACCUGCGCAGCUACCAGAGUGGCCUCAUCGCCAGCUCCUACGACGUGGCCGCCUGCCUCUGCCUCACCUUCGUCAGCUACUUCGGGGGCAACGGGCACAAACCUCGCUGGCUGGGCUGGGGUGUGCUGGUCAUGGGGGCCGGCUCGCUGGUGUUUGCGCUGCCCCACUUCACUGCGGGCUCCUACGAGGUGGAGGCAGACGAGGGCGUCGGCACAUGCCAGGCCAACCACAGCAUGGCGUGCCGGGACAGCACCAUCUCCAGCCUGUCUAGCUACCGGCUGGUCUUCAUGUUGGGCCAGUUCCUGCAUGGUGUUGGCGCCACGCCGCUCUACACGCUAGGCGUCACCUACCUGGAUGAGAACGUCAAGUCCAGCUACUCGCCUGUCUACAUUGCCAUCUUUUACACGGCGGCCAUCCUUGGCCCCGCAGCCGGCUACCUGAUCGGAGGCGCCCUGCUGAACCUUUACACGGAAAUGGGCCGACGGACGGAGCUGACCACGGAGAGCCCGCUGUGGGUUGGCGCAUGGUGGGUGGGCUUCCUGGGUGCUGGGGCCGCCGCCUUCCUCACUGCCAUCCCCAUCCUGGGCUACCCACGGCGGCUGCCAGGCUCCCAGCGCUACGUGGUCAUGAGAGCACAUGAAACACACCAGCUGAAGGACGGCGGCCGCAGGGCGGCCAGCAACCCCGACUUCGGGAAAACCAUCAGAGACCUGCCUCUCUCCGUGUGGCUUCUUCUGAAGAACCCCACAUUCAUCCUGCUCUGCCUGGCUGGCGCCACGGAGGCCACGCUCAUCGCCGGCAUGUCCACGUUUGGCCCUAAGUUCCUCGAGUCCCAGUUCAGCUUGAGUGCCUCGGAAGCUGCCACCUUAUUUGGGUACCUGGUGGUGCCGGCGGGUGGUGGUGGCACCUUCCUGGGUGGCUUCUUCGUGAACAAGUUCAAGCUCCGUGGCUCGGGCAUCAUCAGGUUCUGCCUGCUCUGCACACUGACCAGCCUGCUGGCCGUCUUUGUCUUCUUCGUGCACUGCCCCAAUGUGCCCGUGGCGGGCAUGACAGCCAGCAACAGCGGGAGCCUCCUGCCUGAAGGCCACCUGGAGCCGACAGCCACCUGCAACGCCACCUGCAGCUGCCGGCUGCAGCUCUACAGCCCCGUGUGCGGCUCCAACGGCCUCACGUACUACUCGCCCUGCCACGCAGGCUGCCCCCGGGCGGCUGUGCCCGGUCCAGGCGGCCAGAAGGUGUACCGAGACUGUAGCUGUGUCCCUCAGAAUUUUUCCUCUGGUUUUGGCCAUGCUACUGCAGGGAAAUGCUCUUCAACUUGUCAGAGAAAGCCCCUCCUUCUGGUUUUCAUAUUCGUUGUAAUUAUCUUUACAUUCCUCAGCAGCAUCCCUGCGCUAACGGCGACUUUACGGUGUGUCUGUGACCAGCAGAGAUCCUUUGCGCUGGGAAUUCAGUGGAUCGUGGUUAGAACUCUAGGGGGCAUCCCGGGGCCCAUUGCCUUCGGCUGGGUCAUCGACAAGGCGUGCCUGCUCUGGCAGGACCAGUGCGGCCAGCAGGGCUCCUGCUUCGUGUACCAGAACUCGGCCAUGAGCCGCUACAUGCUUAUCGCAGGGCUGGUGUACAAGGUCCUGGGCUUCCUCUUCUUUGCCACCGCCUGCCUCCUGUACAAGCCCCCAUCGGGGUCUCCUGAUGGCCCGGAAACUUCUCUACCCAGCCGGUCCUCAGCCUCCGACAGCUCUGCAGACCUCCGGGAUGCCCCGUCUGCCCUCCAGCUCCAGAGCGAGGUCCGAUAGUCCACCCAUCUGCCAGGUGCUCAGGACAGCCACUCUGCACUUCCCGGGAACACUGGUUUCUCCCCGAAGGGCUGAGCCCUCACUGAUCGACCACCCCCCAGCACUGAGGACCCUUCAGAAAUCCCCAGUGGAUUCUAGGGGCACCGAGCUGGAGGGGCACACAUAUCUGAGCCUCACACGCAGCAAGGCACAUCCAAAAUGUGCGGGCCUCCCCAAGCCCCCAGCCCUCGCGCUGGGGGGGCAGCAACAAGGACGCCGGGCAGCCUGCCACGCAGCACCACCUGGCCUGCCCUUUCCUACCUGUUUCCCACUCUGUGACUUUUUCCCGACGACACAGACGACAGUGUUGAAUGGGGCCUCAGGAGCCCCUGGACACGUUAGCAGCUGUGCUUUUAAAAUAAUCUAUGCAAUGUUAACUCCAUUGUUAUUACCAAAAGUGGAAAACCCUCUGUGGACCUAGUCAUGGAGCUGGUGGCCGCCAGGUGGGUUAUGAAUCACUGUUCUCCCCAGGAGAUGGAGGUGUGUUCCAGACUUGCGUACACGUAUGCUGAUUGUGCACAGCACCCUGAAACCGCGCAAUGGAAAGUGCAGAGCCCUGAGCCCCAUGGGACUCAGCAGGCGGGUGGUGCUUUGUUUGGGUCUGGCCUGGCCCCACGGUCCCAUCUCUCCUGACGCAGAAGCCAGCUGUGAGGCCGUGCCCAGGGGCCAGAUCCAUUGGAACCUCCGUGAUGUGUUCAGAACCUGCUGUCACCUUCUGUCCUUCGAGCACAGGGCCCUGCAGUGGGACAGGAGCAACUUGCAGAGGCACACGUUUAUGCAUAAAUAUUUAUUUUCGGAAUUUGUUUUUACCUGAUGGUGCGGUGGGCCUGCCAGCAAUCUGCAGGCCCUGGAGGUCCAAAUGAAGGGCACUGGGACUUUGUGGAAUGUUUGCAGGCAUCCCAAGGUAAACUUGUGUGUACUAAAUAUAUUUUAAUAUUGAAAACACA
Manis pentadactyla (Chinese pangolin) is the source of this 3392-nucleotide messenger RNA. RefSeq names its product solute carrier organic anion transporter family member 4A1 (gene SLCO4A1). Gene Ontology annotation, molecular function: protein binding. The record is from RefSeq and is a predicted model, not a curated record. The coding region runs from base 217 to 2406 and encodes 729 amino acids. The transcript has 12 exons. Gene Ontology annotation, biological process: transmembrane transport; sodium-independent organic anion transport. Gene Ontology annotation, cellular component: membrane. Lineage: Eukaryota; Metazoa; Chordata; Mammalia; Pholidota; Manidae.